Messenger RNA from Ornithodoros turicata, 1341 nucleotides. RefSeq lists its product as uncharacterized. NCBI's taxonomy places the organism in Eukaryota, Metazoa, Arthropoda, Arachnida, Ixodida, Argasidae. The transcript is spliced from 6 exons. The coding region runs from base 1 to 1341 and encodes 446 amino acids. The record is from RefSeq and is a predicted model, not a curated record.
AUGAGUGACCAACUGCGAGAACUGUACGGCAGCGACUAUCCAAGCAGUGACGAAGCUACACCGAAAGCGAAGCGCGCCCACGGCGCAAUAUACAACGAUCAUGGGCACUUGACGAGGCCUUUCCCGCCGGCAUCAUGCGCAGAUGGCAGUAACAUCACCUAUCCAUUUGAUCACUCUUCUGACAGCAGCAUAACAUCCCACCAGCACAUCCAGAGUGUUAGCUCUGAUGAUCUUCCAGUUGAUAUUGCCUGCAGUGUCAGCUCUCUACACGCACAGUACAGGCAGGAGUUCGACAGUCUGUGCAGCGGCAUAACCGAUCAAGAGCUCACUGAAACUGAUAGCUCUUACAGUCUUCCAACUGAUGACCCAAGCAAUGAAUCAGAUGCAGCUUCGCAUUCAGACAGUGGGCCAGGUGACUCCAGUAGCCCACAUGGUUUGCGGACGGACCCUUCUGUUUCUGAGGGCAACUCUACCGUAACAGUGCACAGUAGUGUGACACUUGCUGUUCAACUUGCACUCUGGGCCAUAACAUGCAACACACCACAGGCCCACCUCAGCAGCUUGCUUCAGAUACUCAAGCCAUAUCAUCCCGAUCUGCCAUGUGAUGCAAGGACCCUGCUACAAACGCCUAGGGAGUCAAAAGUAUCCUCACUCGCAGGAGGAGACUAUUUUUAUGUUGGCAUUGCUCAGGGACUCUAUGCACUCUUAAGGGCUGGAUACCUAAAGACUACUUCUAUCACUUUGAAAAUUAACAUAGAUGGUAUUCCCAUCUCCAAAAGUUCAACAUUGUCAUUGUGGCCUAUCUUAAUCCAUGUCAAAGAAUCUGCUUCAAAAACACCAUUUCUUGCUGCAGCAUACAUAGGGAAAACCAAGCCAUCGUCAGCUCAGGAGUUCCUGAGACAUUUUGUGUGUGAGGUGAAACAGCUGAUGGAAUCAGGCUUGUGUCUUCAUGGGAAAAUGUUGAAGGUUGCCAUAGGUUGUUUUAUUUGUGACCUCCCUGCACGGGCCUUCAUCAAAUGUAUCACAGGGCAUACUGGGUACUAUGCCUGUGAGCGCUGCGAGUUACGAGGCCAUCAUUCAAAGACGCACAAAAAGAGGCUGUACAUGGAUGCUUCAGCUGCAAAGAGAUCAUGGGUUUCAUUUCGUAACCAAGUGCAAAGGGAACAUCACAAAGGAACUUCCCCUCUCGUGGAACUAGACAUAGAUCUUAUUAAAUGUGUCCCGUACGAUUACAUGCAUCUCGUGUGCCUUGGUGUGAUGAGGACUAUGAUCAUGCAACACUGGAUGUCCAGCAAACCGCAGCCCGCAAAAUUGGCCAAUGCCACGAAAGAGCUUAUAUGA